AUCUUCACCAACGUCGACGACCUGCGACUGCCGCGUAUCGCUCUUUCACAUGCGGCAGCCAGUAGCUCAAGCGCUUGACUUACGAUUUCCCUGGUUCCAGCCUUUCUCGCUGUGCCGUGACACGGACGAAGUCGCGGAACGAGGACGCGCGUCGCACACGACAAUUGCAAGCGGAAACCUGCGUUGAGUCCAGUCCAGGUCCUGGCCAGCAGCCGUCUUCUCGAGCAUUAACCCAAGGCCGUGCAAUCAGCCAUUCUUGUCGCGGGCGACAGAAUCACCCGCUUCAAGCUGAGAUCAACCUUUACAACACACUGCUCAAACCCCCCACCAGCACGCAAGAUGCGCCUCUCACGAGCCAACAACACCUUCUGGCUCCUAUGGCUCUCCUUUGCCAUGUGGUGCUGGCUCAACUCUGCCGACGACCCAUCCUCGCCCUUCUUCAGCCCAAAGCGAGCCUUCCGGCGCGCCCACUCGCUCGUUCGCCAGUCGGAGGCGGCCUUGUUCAUCGAGCGCCUCCUCGCCUCGCGCGUGUCCAGCGAGGCUAGCCUGGCGCACGAGACCGAGCGGCUCUGCGUGGGCAUCCCCAGCGUGCACCGUCCCCACUCGACGCCUCUGCUCCACACGCUCGGGACGCUGAGCGACAACCUGUCGGCCAAGGAGCGAGGCAACAUACACAUUGUCGUGCUGCUGGCGGACAGGAGCCCCAGGACGCACCCUGCCUAUGGAGAACCCUGGCUGACGCACUUGGCCGACGAUGUCAUGGUCUACGAGAAUCACGACGACAAAGACGCGCACGGCAAGCACGAGCCGGACUCGGCGUAUCGUGUCAUACCGUAUGACGUGCGCAGGAAGGGCAGAGGAUGGACCCGAGGCGAGACGAUCCAGCUGGAUCAUUCGGUGCUGAUCGAGGCAUGUAGGCAGCAUGGCUCGCCCUACUUUGCCCUCAUGCAGGACGACGUAAUCGCCUCGAGGGACUGGUACCAGCGUGCGAUGAACGGCAUUGACGAGGUCGAGCAGCGCUCCGCGGAGAGCAAGCAGGAUUGGCUGUACCUACGCCUGUUUUACUCCGAGAUGCUGAUGGGCUGGAACAGUGAGGAGGUGCCCGAGUACCUGAGGAAGAUUGGCACCGCAUAUGGCAUACUGGCCGUGUUGGUGAUGGUCGCGUGGGCUUUCCGACGACGGCCCAGCUGGCACUCAAAGCUGGGCAUCGGCUCCCCGGCGCCUCACAGCUUCGGCCACACGGCCGCGCUGAUUCUUGGACUCUGGGCGCCCGCGGCCACUGUGCUCGUCUUCUUGACCGGGCGCGUCACGCUACAUCGGAUCAUGACACCGCCCCAGGUACGCGAGAUGCCUCAGUACGGCUGCUGCGCUCAGGGACUCGUGUUUCCACUCAGACACCUGGAGGGCCUGCAAGGGGUGUUACGCGAGCCACCGUAUCGGUUCCCGGCGGACAUGAUGAUCGAUGUCUUUGGCGACGAGAGGGGCUUGACCAAGUGGGCGUUGGACCCGAGUGUACUGCAGCACGUGGGGAUGCUGGAAUCUUCCGAUCGAGGGAAGAGGGUGGAGGUGUGGAACUUUAGCUUUGAGAGGCAGAAAUGAGGCAUCAUGGGGUGAACGCUUUAUAAGAGUGCACAGACAGAUAUCACGGUUCUAGGAGUCUGGCGCUG
Messenger RNA from Emericellopsis atlantica, 1667 nucleotides. RefSeq lists its product as uncharacterized. The transcript has a single exon. The coding region runs from base 340 to 1599 and encodes 419 amino acids. Lineage: Eukaryota; Fungi; Ascomycota; Sordariomycetes; Hypocreales; Bionectriaceae. The record is from RefSeq and is a predicted model, not a curated record. Gene Ontology annotation, biological process: GPI anchor biosynthetic process. Gene Ontology annotation, cellular component: Golgi membrane. Gene Ontology annotation, molecular function: glycosyltransferase activity.